This is a messenger RNA of Lingula anatina, 4494 nucleotides long. RefSeq lists its product as uncharacterized. NCBI's taxonomy places the organism in Eukaryota, Metazoa, Brachiopoda, Lingulata, Lingulida, Lingulidae. The record is from RefSeq and is a predicted model, not a curated record. Gene Ontology annotation, molecular function: protein binding.
GCCACCCCUGUGUUAGCAGAGCUAGAAGAGGAAUGUAAGGAUGAAUUAGCCAUGUUGGACACUGCCAUGCGUCAGUUGAAGGCAAAUAAGGCAAACAAAAUGGAAGCUAAUAAAGCUAAAGAAAAUGAGUUUUUUGAUCAGAUCGAGGUGACGGAGAUUGGGAAGAGCUACAAGGUGCAGACAGAUAAACCACACUUGGUCAGUCUUGGAAGUGGAAGACUUAGUACUGCUGUCACCCUACUGCCCUUACCUGAAGGUGUGACCAGUAUUGGUACAGCAGAAAACAAUGAUAUUGUGAUCCAAGGCACAGGCUGUGAGGCAGACCACUGUACUGUAGAGAACUGUAACGGCCUGGUGACGCUGUACCCUGGCGCAGACCUGUGCUCAGUGGACGGACUCAAGGUGAACAGACCCACCAUUUUAUCACAGGGGUGUAUGCUGUGUCUGGGGCGUUCAAAUUACUUUCGUUUCAAUCAUCCUCAAGAGGCAAUACGCAUGAAAAAUGCUCUUCCCAAUCCAAGGAUAUCUAUGGCUCCUAUAGGAUUCCUGCCAGGACUAGAAUCCAAUCCAGACUAUUACAAGAAUUUGGCAGAGAACAACCGCAUGCCUACAUUGGAUCAAAUACAACACAGUGUACAGAGCCAGAGCAGAACUGAGCAAUCUUAUGGACAAGGUUUACAUCAUAUUCAGAAAUCAUCAGGAAACUCUUAUAGUCAAGGAGGUCAGAAUAAUCUCAAUUACUCUUCAUCACCUGGAGGUAGGAAUAAUUUGAGUUACAGUCCUGGGCAUAAUAGUGGGACGUAUACUACGUUUCAUGAGGGUUAUUCUUCUUCACCUGGAGGUUGGAAAGAUUCAUCUUUGUCAGAAGGAAGAAAUGAUCUAAAUCAAACACCGCAAGCUGCCGAAGGAAAUGCCGAUGAAACUAUUUUUAACCAUCGAGAUAAUCUAGAAAAGGAAAAUUUUGUGUCGAAAAUUAGUCGUUUUGAAGCACUAACACACAGUAUGGCAAACAAAGCACCACCGCAUGUAAAAGGUAUUCAGAAAUAUACCUAUCUGAACACUUCUGGUUCACCACCAAAUAUCUAUCAACAACACAUGGGGGAGAAAGUGUUCACGAAACAGACGUCCACCACAAGAGUGUCUUUAGAUAACAAUACAGCAGACAGAAUUGGAAGCAUGGCCAGUACUGCAAGCUCCAGUUCUUUCACUAGUGUCAGCAGUGCCAGCUCUAGUCAAAGUAACGAUACUGUGAAGUCCGAGGAACACGUCAUGCGCAGUCGAGGUACAGUCGGCGCCAAGCAGAAUUCUGUGGCCAGUAUUGUGAGUACAGACACUUCAAUAUGGGGCAGCACCAGUACGAUGCCUGAUAACUACCUCCAGGAUAUGGCACGGCUCUCAGAGAACCGGGACAGUGUGUUCAGUGAUAUCAGUGACAUCAGUGAGCUGACAGAGAGUCAGUUGGAGCUGUCGCUGAAACACAAACAGAUGAAGGAGGAGAGGGUGAAAGAGCAAGCCCAGGAGAAGUUUGAGCGGCAAAGACUUGAGGAUAUUCUCAGUAUGUGUGCAGAGUAUGAGAGGCAGCUGGAGAAGGAAAAAGGUGGUAGCAAAGAUGGCCCUCCUUACUCCACUCCUACUCCGCCUAGUUCUCUGUACUUUGAACAAUUAAGUGAUGGUUCUGCUAACUCGUUGGAGAGAAAACGUAUCAAGACCAACGGAUCCUUACUGUCAUCCCCCACCUCAUCAGUGCAAAAACUCUCAUCACCCACCACAGGUCAAGGUCAGUUCUCAUCAAGUCCAGGUCAAGGUCAGGCCUUUGACUUCAAGGUCAUGUCAAGGUCAACUUCAUCCACUUCAGAGGACGAUGUCGACUCGGGCACCAUCAAACGUAAGCCUAAGGUGCCCACAAGUCUGACCAAUCAGGAGAAAUAUGACAAUGUGGAUUACGAUUACGUGGCCGAGAGAGACCCUGAGGAGGAUCCUAGGACUCCGACGGCAGCCUCCCCAGAGGUGGGUCAGGUCAAGGACAGCGCUGUUGAGGAGGAGGAGGAGGUGGAUAUAUUUGAAUGUGUUAAGCAGAAUAUUACACAGAGAUUAAUAACAGAGGCGGAGACGUCGCGGGAGGAGGAGGAAGAUGGUGAUGAAGUAGAACAUGCUCAUGUGGAGUCUUUAAGUGUGCAGCUUAAAGAUGUGGAAAGUGCCAAAGAAUCUGUGACAGAGCAGGCUUCUCCAGCCAGUGAUCAGAGCAUAGGAGUGAAGUCCUCCAGUGGAGUGGAGACCUCUAGUGACCACAGUUUAGCUACAUCAGAGGAAAAUGACAGAAGAAUCCAGCUGGAGAAGUUGAAGAAGAUGCGUGUGGACGCUGUGAAUACCAUCACAGAUCUCAAGCAGAAGAUAGUGGACAUUGAGGGGCAACAGAAUGAAGCCAUAAGAGAGCUUGAGAUGGAGCGGGCACUGCUGGAAGGAGAACAUCAGACGGAGAUGGUGCAACUUCAGCGAGAGCAGGAUCGCAUUAACAGUCUCAAGCAGAAACAAUUGGAGCUCAUAGAGCGCGCCACUGCUGAGAAAGAGCGGAAAAGAAAAGUGCGGUUCACAACACAGCUGGAACAAGAAAAGAUGGACGCCGAGCGUCACAAGCUGCGCGAGCUAGAACAUAAGCACUAUGAGGUAGAGCAACAACUUGAAUGCUGUUCGCGGGAGGAAGAACCUCUGCUACUGGAUGAGCUUCAAAAGUAUCAGGAUGCAAUAGAAAACCAGCGUAAAAUCUUCGAUGAUUUAGAAUUUCAGCAACUGGAGGUAGAGACGAGGUACGAGGAAGAGAGAGAGGUGGUCCAGCAGCAGCUACUGCAGGAACAGAACCAACUGCUGGGGAAAUACAAGGCAAGAGAGGAGAGGCUCCACCAGAUUGACAAGCAGCAGAGGGAUAUGCUGAAACAAGUCAAAGUGGACAUAGAAGGUUUGGAGACAGAACGACAGAAACUGGUGGAAGAGUUUAGAAAGGAGAAGGCCACACUCUCGACCAUUGACAGAAAGAUCCGAGAGCUGUCCCGUAACAACUCCACGUCUCCGCCUGGAGAUACCAGCUCAGCAAGUGCCAAAUCUUCAGACACAGAAUAUGAGAUGAAAGUGAAUGAGGAGUUCUUCAGACGACUUCAAGAGGAGGAACUAAAGACGCCCACCAACGAGAUGACCAUGGAGCUAAGUGACAAGUUGGCAAAGACAUAUCUCAGUGACGACAAAGGGGCCAAAUUCAUAGAAGAUCAGAAAAAAUACCUGGAGGAUUUGAAACGGAGAGCGACCCAGGAGGGUCAUGUACAGUGGGCAGAGAUGCACCAGAGAGAGGCCAAGGCACGGAGUUAUGGGUCAGUGGAGUCCGAGGAAGGCAGCGUGGACAGUGGAAGCACACCCUCAGACAAGGCCACCAGCCUGAGCAGUGGCGAGGACCACCUGGAGAAGUUGACAGAGAUGGAGAGGACACUGUCCCAGGCACAGACGGAGAAGAUAAAACAGCUGGAAAACCAGGUCCAGUUCAGAGAGGCUGAGAUGCGCCAGUUGCUGGCAGAGAGGCAGCGUCGAGAGGACCUUGAGCGUCGUCUGCAGGAUGAGAUAGCAAAGCGUGAAGAGCUGGUGGAGCAACAAGUGAAAAUGAGGGAGAAGCAAAGGCAGCAGUCCCGUCCAUUGACAAGGUACCUUCCUGUGAAAAGCAAGGACUUCAACCUCCGUCUCCACAUAGAGAGUGCCGGUCACAACCUGGAGCUGUGUCCUCACGUCGUAUUGGACGCGGUCAGCUGUAAGGGCUACCUUCACAAGAUGGGCAAUAGAUUCAAAACGUGGCAUAAACGUUGGUUUGUGUUUGACCGCGUGAGGCGGUCGUUUUUAUACUACACGGACAAGUCCGAAGCCAAACCCAGAGGAGGGAUGUACUUUCAGGCCAUCGAGGAGGUGUACGUGGACCAUUUAAGAACUGUGAAGAGUCCCAAUACUAAAUUGACAUUCUGUGUGAAGACUUACGAUCGCACGUAUUAUCUAGUCUCGCCGUCUCCCGAAGCUAUGCGAAUAUGGGUAGAUGUGAUAUUCACAGGUGCUGAAGGGUAUACAGAAUUCCAGUCUUAACCCAUCACCCCUUACACAACAAAAAUGAACUCAUCCAGCUUGUUCUGUAAUACAGACAGGCAGAAUAGUAAGCUCUCCCAGUAGGGGUGUUGAGAUCUUAAACAGGGUAAAUAGUGGCGUCUAAUAGUGAAAGGGGGUUUGUAACACCACAUCAGUAUAUGGCGAUGUGGAUUUUAUUACCUUGACCUUAAAGGUCAAUAUACUGACCUUGACCCAAGAGCUUUCAACAUCCAUAUGAAGAGCAAAUUUAACUGAUGCUUUGAACUGCAUGCCACAGUUCAUAUCGGUCUGAAGUUUGUAAAGAAAAAAGGUGAAGAGGUUGCAGACAUCAGAGAGUGAAGAAGACUUACAUUGAUUUAAAAGACAUAGAAAGAAGUGGAGAAU